This is a messenger RNA of Cotesia congregata, 1074 nucleotides long. The record is from the annotation of a GenBank genome assembly. NCBI's taxonomy places the organism in Eukaryota, Metazoa, Arthropoda, Insecta, Hymenoptera, Braconidae.
AUGUUUCAAAUCAACUGUGUGAAACGUAUCACCAAGAAAGAUCAUUAUACGGCAUAUAGCCAGAAUAGCAAUAUUCAUUCUGAAAAUAUUUUUUUCUCCAUCGGAUGUUUAAACGUUAUUACUGAAAAUUACAUAUCUACUUAUUUUACUCCAGGUUUACCGUACAUCAGAACUAUUCCAAAAGUAACAGCAGUUGCUGGGGAGACAUUACGUUUAAAAUGUCCAGUUGCUGGAUACCCAAUAGAAGAAAUAAAAUGGGAACGAAGUGGACGUGAAUUACCGGACAAUCUUCGGCAAAAAGUUUUACCUGAUGGCACUUUGGUGGUAUCAAGUGUACAGAAAGAAUCAGACACUGGAACUUAUACUUGUUGGGCUAGAAAUAAGCAAGGACAUAGCGCUAGAAGAUCUGGAGAUAUCACAGUAAUAGUUCCCCCGAAAAUUAGUCCAUUUACGGCAGAUCGUGAUCUUCACCUUGGAGAACGCACCAGCUUUACUUGUUCAGUCACAAGAGGCGAUCAGCCAGUGAGAAUCAGCUGGUUGAAAGAUGGCCGCCCUUUAGGACCCUCUGAACGGGUGUCCAUCACCAAUGUUGAUCAGUUUAAUAGCAUACUGAUGAUUGAAAGUUUAUCUCCAGAUCAUAAUGGGAAUUAUUCCUGUGUUGCUUCUAAUCCAGCUGCAGAGGUAUCACACAUGCAGCAACUUGUGGUUCAUGUACCCCCUAUAAUUGAGCCAUUUAACUUCCAAGAGGGACUUUCUGAGGGAAUGCGGACUCGGACGGUGUGCGGGGUCGCGGCAGGUGAUCAACCCCUCACAAUAUCCUGGCUCAAAGAUGGCCAUAGUCCUUUUCAAUUAUCACCAAAAUCUUUAUCCGAUACUAGUAUUUCCCAACUAGAUUCCUAUUCCAGUCUUCUCAGUUUGUCGAACUUGGCAGCUGAGCAUUCAGGCGACUAUACCUGUGUCGCCGCGAACCCCGCCGCUGAGGUCAGGUACACGGCCAAGCUUCAGGUAAAAGAUGCUGAUGAAAAACAUUAUAUGCAUGAAUCUUUUACUAUUAGAUGUUCACCGAUUUUAUAA